Messenger RNA from Penicillium salamii, 1860 nucleotides. NCBI's taxonomy places the organism in Eukaryota, Fungi, Ascomycota, Eurotiomycetes, Eurotiales, Aspergillaceae. The record is from the annotation of a GenBank genome assembly.
AUGGCUACGUCAGGGCCUGUUCGGCCAAAACCCCUGAAUUGGCAAGGCCCCUCGCAUCUAGAGAUCUUUUGCAAGAACUUGAAGCUUCUACAGCUAGAUCAGCUUGAAGGUUGGCCUGGUAUCUCGCUGCGCGCAUUAUCCCCGUCAUCGCAAAACCAACGACCACGGAUUCGCCGGGUGGAAUGGGCCCUGUAUCAGCUCUACGUCCUCUGGGACCCAGAAGGUGCCCAAAAUAAACUACGGCCCUUCUUCCCGCCAUUAGAGCCCCUGCAAUCCGUUAACCUCCGUGCGGCUUUAUUCCGAUGUCUAGGCGAAUUGAAAAAGAAUGGCGACCUGGGACGGGAAAUUGUCGUCCGCAAAACCAUGUUGGAUGAUUGCAAGGGCGAAAAGUUCGAAGAGCUUCUUGCUGGGUUCUCUACUGCUGUGCUCCGUAAGCUUGUGGCGGUCUCUGUGGACGAAAGGCUAUACAACCCUGCAAUGAAGCUUUCGAAUGCUACUACUAUGACACCGACAGACUACCAGAACCUUUUACCCCUCAUUCUUGCCCAUCAGACAUCCCUGAGUUCUGCGGGUGAGCGCCACGCUCGCGUCCGGGAUGUUUAUGAUCGGUUCUCACAGCUUCUGGAUGACAAGAAGAUUGACCUGGCCGAGCGUGCUGGGAAACCCCCAAUUGACCUUGGUGUUUCGCACAGUGAUCCCCAUCGUCUAGUCCACGAGGUUCGAACGAAUUGGUUGGGAAGCCAGAAAUGGGCUACGGCAAUAUUGGAAGGCGGGUCAGAGACAAGUAGCGAGGCUUUUUUGGAGCUUCCUUUUCGAGAGGCACUAGUACGAGCAGGCGACCUGUCUAGUGGCAAGACCAACACAGGGUUGGGGCACGACCUAGUUUUUGAUCUCGAAGCCCGGGUCUUGUUGCAGCGCAGUCGGCUCCAUAAGUGGCAUGAGUAUAACAGAUCAUUUUCCGGCCAAGGUAAUCCGAAUGGAACUGCUGCCGAUUCCAAAGAGCCUCGUGUGACGUUUCGUGAUCACCAAACCCUCACAGUUGCUAGUAUAGCUAAAACUGUGCGGCAGCCCGGAGAUCGGGGGCGGGGGUUGAAAGGCGCAGAUAAAUAUCUACUUUCAUCUGUCCAUGAGACGCUUGCUCGUGUCAAUGGCAAAUCCUGUGGCAACCCCACAAGGUCAACGCCUGCGGCGAGAACGGUCACUCAGCGCCCGCUCAGGCGUUCGCCAGACCGUGUUUACUCGCCAUCCAUGGUGGCGGAAGAUAGCUCACCACCGGCAAUUCAAAAUCCUACCCCGGGCUCGCGUUCUCCCUCGGAGCCGUUGCAAAUAGAACCGGAGCCAGAGCCCGAGCCCGAGCCCAAUCCCGAGCCAGAAAACGAGCCGGAAUCUGACACACUCCAGUCAUCUACUCCAAUUGUCCGACUCUCCCCAGACCUCUCGUCUGCGUCAACAUCAGACGAUGAGCCACGACAAGAGCCCGUCAAAAGCUCCAAAACAUUGGCUGAGCGCACUCGAAGAUCGAUGUCUCUUCUUCCACCCCAGCACCACGAGCCACCGCGCCAACGCCGCGGACCUCGGCCUUCUUUCCCAGUCAAUCAAUUUGUGACACCUCGAAAAACCUCUGAUCGCCCAGUCAAAGAAAUCUCUCGGGCAUCGACACCGCAAGAUCAACUCUUCGAGGAAGAUGCCGAGUAUGCUAGUGUCUUCAAAUCCAGACCUCGCGUGGCUCUGAGUCCAAUCUCUUCUCCUGCUGUCCAUGUCAGUCCCUCGUACGAAGACGAGGGCUUUGCUCUAGAUGAGGGAGAUAGCGCCGAGUGGGAUGUCAGUGAUUCGCCCUCGGCUGCUCCGCGGUUCAGGUGA